Molecule: messenger RNA, 324 nt
Organism: Didymodactylos carnosus
Lineage: Eukaryota; Metazoa; Rotifera; Eurotatoria; Philodinida; Philodinidae
Source: the annotation of a GenBank genome assembly
AUGCUAUUCGUGCGAUUAGGCUUAACAGUACAAGAUCCGUAUAAGAAAUGGCAAUUUUAUAUAUGGAAUGUAUGGCUAACUAUUUUAUUGUAUUCAUUAAAUUUAUCAAUUAAUAUAGGAUGGUGUACAAUAUGUACUCUACCUGAAAAUGAAUGGUUAAUUGUUAAUAGGGAUGGUAAUAAAUUAUUUCAAAUUACGAAUCAUGGACAAUUUAAGAUAAUAAAGGAUUAUGAUCAAACGAUUAAAAGUAUUGUCCACAUGAAUGAUAUGAAUUCUUUAGUUCGUCGAACACCUGAUAAAAUUGAAAUAUUUGAAAUGAAAUGA